This is a messenger RNA of Podarcis lilfordi (Lilford's wall lizard), 39058 nucleotides long. NCBI's taxonomy places the organism in Eukaryota, Metazoa, Chordata, Lepidosauria, Squamata, Lacertidae. The record is from the annotation of a GenBank genome assembly.
AAUCUGACAGGUGAUGUGUGGAGCCUAGCGGAAUCUCAAGUGUACUGGUUUUUCAGACCUGUAAUAGGAACUUUGGUGUAGUUGUUGGUGGGACGAUAACACACUGACUGGACACUUUCUCCUUUCCUGGUUCCCGCAUUCCAAAUAUCUUACCACCCCAUAAGUUUUUAACACAGGUUUCUCUUGGUUUGCGAUUUUACCAGACACACUUCCAAACCCAUUGCAGACACAGAGACCACGGAGCGCCCCCUGCUCUGUUCCAUGCAGUACUCUAUUGGGUAGCCUCCUUGAAGCCAUCACCGCCAUGGGUCUCCUGUCUAUUUUCUCACCACGUGGGGGUCGAAACAGAAAGAGAAAGAAGCCACCGGUCCCACGGGUGGUCGAGGACACCCUGGGCCGGUCCGUGACCCGUAGCGUGGGUGGCUUUGCCUUGGGCAUGGUCCUCGCCACAGCCUAUGGGGCAAUGGUCAUUUUCGUGCAGGGGUACAACAUCUGGUAUUGCCUUCUGUCGACCAUCACCCUGGCCCUUGGGCUUGGCCUUGGUAUGGCCUUCUCAUGCAAAGUUCGUGUCACCGUCCUUCUCAUGCUGCCCCAGAUCUUCUCAAGUAAGUGUGGAAAAACCCAAGACAAGUGAAAAUAAUACAGUCCCCAGACAGAAUUGGAGGCGGGGAGCAGGAAAUGGCGUUGUGAGCCAAACAGAAUCCACUAUUUUGAAGAACGACCCACAGCGAAAGCUGCUAUUCUUUGGGGGCUAUUCCUACCCCUAAUACUGGCUACUUGAGAGAACAAGGGCUGUAGCUCGCUGGGCAUAGCUGUCAACUGUCCCUUAUUUGGCGGGAAAGUCCCUUAUCCCAGUGCCGUGUCCCGCUGCUGUCCCUUAUUGAUGAUGUCCCUUAAAUUUCCCGGGUUUCAAAGGAAGCAGCUCCUCUCCCUCCCGCCCUGCCAGCCAGGGAGGAGGGAGGCUCCAGCUGUGUUGCUUGGCUGCGUUGCUCGCCCAAUAAGGAGUCUAAGGACGACUGGGGGGUGGAGCUUGCAUGCCUUGUGCCGAUCAAAUCGGCCGCGUUGCCUGGGGACUCGCCUUUGCUCAGCGCUUCCCAGCGGAGAGGUGACAGUGGUUUUCCUUGCUGCAUCCCCUUUGCCGGGUUGCUGCGCUGUGGGAACCACCGCUUGAGGCUUCGUUUGGCUGCUGGCUGGGCCUUCUGCCUUUGGCUCGGAGGGGCUCAGAAGUUGAACAUACCUGUGCUUGGAAAAUCCCUUAUUUUGGCUGCUGGUCCCUUAUUUUCAAAUCUGUAAGUUAACAGCUAUGUCGCUGGGAGAGCAUCUGCCUUACACACACAAGGUCCCAGUUUCGAUGCCUGGCAUCUCCAGGUAGGCCUGAGAGGAGACAGCUGCAAACAGCCACACUCCGCACUGCAACAUUUUGUUGAAGCGCCUCACUCAGUGCUGUUGGCAGGGCCGGCGACAGACAGCUGCAGUUCUGGGGCAGGAGGAGAAAGGCUUCCCUGAGAGGGACCCCACUCAGCCUCUGACGCUUUUCUAUUCUGUCUCCCAUCUCUAUCGCCCCCUACAGAGGAAGGCAAGACCAUGUUGUUGAUCCUGGCAUUCGGCUUGGCCAUGGAGGGCCCCUUCGCCAACAUCAUCCGCAACUUCACCCGGUGCGCCGAUGCCGUGUCGUGUGGCGCCGAACUCGCCCUCAACCAGACGGCAGAAAUGCUGCAGAGGGCCCGCGAGCCCCUGAUCAGUGAGACGACGGGGUUUUGUUGCUGCUCCGCUUGCACCAGCCUUGCACUUUUAUCCCUGGCUGGGUUGGAAGUGUAUUUUUUGAAAGGCAGGGGUUGGAAGACCUCUGUCCACAGGAGUUGAAUGGGGCCCUCUGGGCCUCUCUGUCUGGUACAGUGGUACCUCGGGUUACAUACGCUUCAGGUUACAUACGCUUCAGGUUACAGACUCCGCUAACCCAGAAAUAGUACCUCGGGUUAAGAACUUUGCUUCAGGAUGAGAACAGAAAUUGUGCUCCGGCGGCACAGCGGCAGCAGGAGGCCCCAUUAGCUAAAGUGGUGCUUCAGGUUAAGAACAGUUUCAGGUUAAGAACGGACCUCCGGAACGAAUUAAGUACAGUGGUACCUCGGGUUAAGUACUUCAUUCAUUCCGGAGGUUCGUUCUUAACCUGAAACUGUUCUUAACCUGAAGCACCACUUUAGCUAAUGGGGCCUCCUGCUGCCGCCGCGCCGCCAGAGCACGAUUUCUGUUCUCAUCCUGAAGUAAAGUUCUUAACCUGAAGCACUAUUUCUGGGUUAGCGGAGUCUGUAACCUAAAGCGUAUGUAACCUGAAGCAUAUGUAACCUGAGGUACCACUGUACUUAACCCAAGGUACCACUAUACUCUGAAUUCUCCCCAGGCCACGCCUCCUCUCCCUAGGCCCUGCCCCCUCAGCAGCCCAGGCCACGCCUUCUCCCCCAGACCACGCCCCUCAGCAACCCAACUUCACACCCUCCUCAAGUGUUUUUUCCUGUCAUGCUCCCUUGAAGAGGAAGAAUGUCUCUUGCUUGCCUUACUUGCGCUGUGCAAAGGCAAUAUUUCCCUCCGUGGCCCCACCCACUUUUUGUCUCUGACAUCGCCCACCACUAGCGUGUGAUUCCGCAAAAGUUUCUGGGGGAAAGAUCUUGCCAUCUCCCCUGAGAUCUUGUGAUGAAGUGCGGUAUAUAAAUCCAAUAAAUAAACAAAUAACAAAAUAAAAAUGAAUUGUAGAAUCACAGAAUUGUACAGUUGGAAGACCCCUGAGGGGCAUCUGGGUAAAACCCCUUGCAGUGCAGGAAUCCUGCCCACAGACAUCCCUACGUGGGCUCGAACCACCAACCUUCUGGUUAACGGUCAGACACACAAUCAAACAAACAACCCCCAGAUGCAUCUGGUAAACCCCAAAGCAGGACAGAGUGCAGCAGCACCAAACUGGUAAUUCAGAGGCACAUGAAUGCCUCUGACAUUGGAGGCAGAACAUCUCUACUGUGGCUGGUAGCAGUUGCUAGCCUCUGUGAUUUUGCUGAAUCCACUUUUAAAGCCAUCUAAGUUGGUUGCCAUCACUGCCUCCUUUUGGAGCAUAUUCCUUAGUUUCUGUGCUUAUCUGUCCCAAAUUUCCAGGCAUUCAGCUCCCUUGGGUGCCCAACGGUGUUGAUGACGCAGCCUAUCUACUUUCUCCACGCCAAACAUCCUCAUUAACCAUUAACUGUCCUAACGUGGGCUGAUGUAGGCUUGCCAUACAUCAGGAAAAUUCCUGACACGUCUUGGUUUUCAGGUGUAAAAAUGGCGUCGGGGGGGAAUUUUGCUGAAUUGGCAAAAUGUCAGGGAAAACCUGGAUAUAUGGUAACAUGAUGGAAAAAGCAGCGGAAACAGCUCAAAAAGCUUAGAAUCGCUAUUUUUGGGUUAGGUUUCCCCCCAAAAAAGCUCAGGAAUUUUACUUUCUGAAAUCUGGCCACCCUAGCUGAUGGGAAUAGGAGUCUAGCAACUUUAGAAUGGCACCAACACUGCCUACGCCUUCAGUCCUGGCACUGUUCUUGGUUCUUAAUAGACACCGACCAUAUUUAAGGUGGGCUCUCUCCCAACAUCUUCUGCCUAGAUGCACUACGAAAAAUCAAGGACAUCGCUCAGAAGGCAAAGGUGGUUGGUGACCGCGUCCGAAAGCUUUUCCGAUCUGUCAUGGACUCUGUACGGCACGUGGGUGAGUUUGAAUGGGCGAAGAAUGGGUUGGGAUGAAGGAAGGAUGCAAGAAGCCAAAGAGAUGGACUAAAGGGGUUGCACCUAUAAUAAUAAUUUAUUAUUUAUACCCUGCCCUUCUGGCUGGGUUUCCUAUGGUGUCACCUGUGGGAUCAAAUGAGAAGAGAGCUUUUGGCUAACUCCACCCUACCACAAGACAGGUAGUUUACCCACAGAGACUGUCUGUCAUUAUUACGAUUAUCAUCCUCAUCAUCUUUGAAUUACUAAUCACAUUUCAAACCAAUUUACAGGUAAUAAAAACUAAAUGUAAUAAUAAUAAUAUGUGUUCGUUUGUUUAUAUACCAAAAGUUGCUUUGAGUUACCUUGGUAAAAAGAAGAAAAAGCAAUCAAUAAAUUUAAUAAUAAUAAUGAAUGCAUCUAUAACUCAAAACAACCUAUGGUAUAUAAACAAACAAACAAACAUAUCCAUUAAAGCUGGCACAAAAGAAGAGAAAAACCUAAAGCACGAUCCUCUUCUAAGAAGGCAGGAAUAAAACAUCCCACCCAGUCAAGGAGGUCACAGAUCAUAGCUGUCAACUUUUCCCUUUUCUUGCGAGGAAUCCUAUUCGGAAUAAGGGAAUUUCCCUUUAAAAAAAGGGGAACGUUGACAGCUAUGCCACAGAUUAUUAUUAUUUAUUAAUUAGCCGCCCUUCACCCUAAGGUAUGAGUUACGACAUUAAAACACAAUAUUAAAAAUAGUUUAAAACAGCCUACAAAUUAAAAGUUAAAGGCCUGGUGAAAGAAGAUUGGUUUCCCCCAGGGCCUAAAAUGGUGUCAGGCUGGUCUCUCGGGGAGAGCUUUCCGCAAGCGGAAUUAAAAACAGACAAGCAAAGUGUACACUUGUGGUAAAGACCCAUUUAUCCAGCUGGAAAAACCUGCCAGGACAAAAAUAUAUUCAGUAUCCAGGAAGUGCAGCUAGUGGGGGCCCCUGUCAUAUCUGGACAGCGAUACUGUUCCACAGAACAGGUACAGCCCUCCUAAAAGCCCUGCUCUGAGAGAGUGGGUUUCUGAAAUAUUUGGGAUUUGCAGGAGAGACCCUGCCGCAAACCGCAGUGAUCUCCUGGAUAUAUAAGGGAUAAGGCCGUCUCUCAAGUAACCUGGUCCUGAGCUGGAGAAGGACAUAAUAUACCUUGAACUUUGUUAAUGGAGAAAUCUGAGGGCUCCCUUGGACCAAAAACCAAGAACACCAGCCAGGAAUACCAGAGCAAAACAGCAGCCAGUAGGCUUGGUCUUUAUUGAAGACUGUCGCGACAGGACUCCCACCUGCCACCAGGUGGAACAAGAUGGAAGCCCUGAACAAAAGAAGACCCCAACUUUUAUUAGCUACUAAUCCCCCAUGCUACACCCCAAAGACUACAUCAUGACUACAUCAUUGACACAUCACAAAGAGGAGGGGUUCAGGGAGGAGUUGUGGUGGUAACCUGAGUGUCUUGUCACCUGUCCGGUUCCUCCUUUCCCCCUCCCCAUGAUUACAUUCCUGAGGACAAAGAGGAGUUCACUGUUUCCUGCCCCCAGAGGGAAGGGCUGGUCACUGUCCUUUGUUUCAGUCCAUACUGAAUCCACUUCCAUAUGCAGGUCCUUUGUGAGUGUAAAGAUCUUCUGUCUAGGACCAUCAAGGUUGGCAUGCCAACUGGGUAGAGCUUGCUGCGGAUGUGUUGGCACGCUUGGGGAUUAUGGCUGCCUUGUGUCAAGUCUCCCCCCCUUUGAUAGUUCUUCCUUCAUGGUGUAAAAUAAAAGUGGAAUGGUACAGAUCCGAUGUACGGCUGAUUUUUUAUGAAUUUAUAACUGAAGCGUCGCGUAUGUCGUGUGUGUGAGUGUGUGUGUGUCGUGUUUGUACAAACAAUGAUGGGGGGGGGCGUUCCUGCAAUAGUUCCCCCACUGGCCCAGCGGAAGACUCGCCACGAGUUCAAAUCCUGCCAACAGGGUGUUAUUGGCCAGCAGCCACAAUCAGCCUAGCUGCUGCACUCUGCGCGUGCACCAGACAGUCAAAUUCACACUUUUCUCCUCUGCCCCUUCCUUCCGUGCAGCUCACUGCCUGCGCAACGUGUGGUACUUCCUCCUCAACUUGGGCGAGGUCUGCAACGAGGAGAUGGGCACCCCCUACCGGAAGUGCGCCCGUCUCUUUGACAACGCCAAGGACACGUGCGAGCGGGCAAUCCCCUUCCUCUACUUCCUCUGCUCCGUCGUCCUGCUCUUCAAGUACCUCUGCGGCCUGGCUAAUAGUGAGCGUGAACUUUGACCCCUUGACCCUCCUGCCGCCCGUCCGAUGGCUGCACUUGACCUCUGGCACUAGGGCAGCGGUCAGUGGGAUUCUGUUGUCUCCAGCCCUUCAUCCCCAAACCUCUGACCCUUCGCUGGCUUAGUCACUGCUUAGCGUGAUCCCCGAUCUCUCAUCAACCUAGUCACUGCUGUGCUGGGCCCGGGGUUAACCCGAGUAACGCGGUCCAGGUCUGGUCCCAAAUGCAAGGGUUCCGCAAGGAGUCAGUCCGACAGGCAGGAAGCCAGGCAAAGUCAGACACAGGAUCACAGGCAGGUUCUGGCAAACUGCAACCUUUGCAUAUUUUUUGUGCAUUUUUGAAGGAUUGCGUUGGAUUGUGAUUUUGAGCUGAGUAGUAUUUUUCUGAGAGAACUUCCUGGUAAGCACAUGGUCUUUUGUUCUAUUGUGCAGCGGGGAUUAAGCAACGCCCCCCCUCCCUCAGAGUUCACAGUGACCCAAGGCAGUGAAGAUUUGUUUUGUAUUUUGAGAUUUUGAUUUUAGAAUUUUGACCAAUUUUAGAAUUUUGAAUAUUUUUCAAAUUUUAGAAUCCUAAGAUGGCUAGAGCAGCUUUUGAUAGUGAUGCUAAACUAGGAAUGCCUGUGCUAAAUGAAUACAAUUUUGUGCAAUUGAAGCAAACCACUUUCUUGGGCAUCUCUCUGGACUUUGUAAAUUGCCUAGACGCAUAACUACUGUCCUUGCUUCUAGCAUUUCUUACUGGAGACCCAGCUCUCCCUCUGCAUUCCUCUCUUAAAUGACUGGUUGCUCCCACAACCUGGGGCUGGGUCCAGCAGCCUUUUAUCUCUGACGGGGGUAACAGCUGGUCCUGAUCCCCCGGCAACUCACUUCCCUGUCUCGCCCGAAGGCGAGCACUCCUCCUGCGAGUACUCAGGUCUCUCCUUCUCUCAGCUCGAGAGACGUCGGUGGGUUACUAGACCCAGGGGCCGCCUCAGCCUCCCCUGACCCAACUGGUAGUGGAGCAGAUGUAAGUGAUGGCCCAGCUGGAGGCAACGUGGUCAUCCCCGCCUCUGGAGCCAGGGCAGGCUCAGGCCCCUGACUUGGCCCAGCUGGUGCUUGUUGCAGGGGGAACCUGUGCAGACUGGGACUCUUCAGGAUCAGGCCCCAGACUUGGUUCAGGUGAUGCCUGAGGCAAAGGAUCCGGUGCAGACUGAGACUCCUCUGGUUCCGAGUCCGAGCCCAAGUCUCAGGCCAUCACAACUGCUUACUGUGACCUCUGACCUCUUGCUAAGCUAAUCGCUGUUUAGCAUGACCUAUGGCCGCUCGUUAGCCAAGUCCUUGCCCAGUGUGACUCCUGACCUCUGACCCUUGGUUCACUUAGUUUCUGCUUAGCAUGACCCCUGACCUAUGACCUCUUCGGACUUUUCACUGCUUAGCAUGACUCCACAUUAGUCUAGUCACUGUUUGUGACCUAACCAGCACAAACUAUGCUUAUUCAGGAUAGACACGGCAUAGCUCCUCUAGCUCCUACAAGCCUGGUCACUAUUUAGGAUGACCCCUCAUCGUUUCUGCCUACCGUGACCCCCGGCCUUAAUCAAAGUCCAUGAAGCGGCCUCUGAGCCCCUCGUCCACCUGCUUAACGUUACCCUUGACCUCUCAUGAGCCAUGUCACUGCUUUGUGCAACCUCUGACCCCUUCGUCAUCCUAGUGUGAGCCUUGACCUCUGGUGUCUGUGGCAAAUAGCUAGCGUGACUCAGGUGCUUCUUCACGUUCUCUGCAUGGCCCAUCCUCAAACAAUGCCAGAGCUCAGCCCCGGAGUCUAACCAGGCCAGACAACGGUGGAAUCUAGGCUUAUUUUAAAAAAUGCCGUGAAAAUGCUUUUUUAAAAAUAAUAAUUUUAUAUAUAUAUAUAUAUAUAUGUGUGUGUGUAUAUAUAUAUAUAUAUAUAUAUAUAAUUUGCCAAUAGCUCACCAUCGCCAUCUAGUGUCACAUUUGUAUAAUGCACUUAAAACACACUUAAAACAUUAUGUUUGCAGCUGUAUAGCUGAAUCCAGAGAGAUUCGCAGAAAUCAGCCAUUUAAUAAUAUACUGUUGGGAGCUAUUGGGGCGGGGGAGACUGGUGUGUUAUGGUUGUGUUAUGUGCUGGCAAGAUAUGGUAGCUGCAGUUAGUUGGCUUUUCAGGCCCUGAUUAACUGACAAAAGAAGGAAUAGGAAUACAAGCCUACCUUAGAGGGCUGUUGUAUGUGGGUGAAUGAGAUAAUAACAUGCUUUGACCUCACUGAAUUACUAUAUUAAUGCUUAGGAGUAGCAAUAUUGCUGUGACUGAGGCCAGCCAAUGAAUGUGUGUGCAGCUGGGAGCUAGACCACCGUGCCUUGCCCUCCUAAUGGUCUUGUCUUUUCCCCCACAGUCCUCCUGCUCUUCUGCAUAAUCCCGCAGUACAUAGCACCGUUCCUGCGCCGCAAGGUUGUUGAGCGUGAGUGUGGAGAAAGGUUGGGGGAUAAAACACCUGUCCAGUUCAGGUGGGCCUAAACCGGUGUCUGAUCCAGCAGGGCUUUCCCUAAGUUUUUAAGUGGACACCUUUACUUAUACAUAGCAUUUGGUACCCCAAAAGGCUUACAGAGCAGCCUACAUACAAUCAAAGCAAGGAAAUCCCUACUCCUAGGCUUGCAUUCUUAAAUUAUUAUUUUUUUAAAAGACACACAAGGUAAAAGGCACAGGGAGGGCAGAGGAAAACUAAAACCAAAACCCAGACACUGAUUUCAAAACCAGGGUUCUCUAAUGACCAAACGUGGGCACAGUUCAGGGGCAGGUGGUGCCUGGUGGAGCUGGACCUCCAACAAAGCUGAUGGAAUAAGCCUUCUGCUUUGUUUCUCUCAAUGGGAGGGGAAGGGAGGCCAGAUGAGGCUGUGCCGCCACAGCAGAGCCAGUGGGGUGAAUCCUGCUUUCCAUCUCUCGUAUUGAGACAGUUUUUAUUGCAGAGCUUAAUAUUGCGCACCAUGAAACAAUUCGAUGUGUAAAAACUGACUCCUUUUGGAUUAAAAAUUGCCCAGACCUAUAAAUAUGAUUUAAAGCUUUACUAACCAUAACUCAUUCAAAACAGGUACAAAAACGAUCAUUGAUACACCCAGAAAGUAGUAUAAAGCAUAUGCAUAUUCAUGCAGAGGUUCUUCUUAAAUAUAUAAUAUAAUUACGGUCAGAGCAAAAAUCAAAGCUCUGUCUCUGCCAUAGCUGCAUCUAGCAUAAGGUUAUUUGCUGCUGGAGAAACAUUACCACAUCCUUUGCUCCCUGUGGCUUCCAGAGAAAGAUUAACAGGCAACUCCCUUCAAGGUGGAGAUUUGCAAUCAAAUACCGCUCGCAUGAUCUAAGGUUAAACACUCGCGAUAAAGCUAGCAGAGAACACCAGCAGUUAAUUAUCAACCUGUUAGAGCUCAGGGUGCUUCAGUAUGCUUCAGUGGAAUAUUCCAAUGUUAAACCCUUAGUAAUAUACAUACGGGCAUUCUCAAUUUCACCGUGCGAUUAAACAAUUAUUCUUAACAGUCUUGUGGCUCUGUGAAUCGCCAAAAGGUGACCUUUUAACAAAGCGAUUCACGCCCCCGCUAGAGUUGUAGUAUAGACAUGGCCACCCUUGUUCUCACACCCUACCCUCCCAUCUCCCCCAAUAUGCACCACCAGCGAUCGUGGCUGUGCUGAACCGCGUGCGACACGAGUUCGAGUUCAACAUCACAGCUGUGCACCACUACGACGUGACCGUCAAUGCCAGCAAGAGCCUGUCCCAAGUCGCCUUUGACAUCAUGGAGGACGUCUCCAAGCGCCUGCAGCCUGCAAAGGAGGCUGUAGGGCUUUUUGGCUAUAUGUCUACCUUGGUCAUUCUGUACCUCUACAUCAAGUGAGUCACAGCGAGGAGGCCAAGAGGAGCGAGGUGCUUCUAUGCCAUUCCUAAGGCAGGGCUAAGGAACCAGGCGGCAGUAGACUACAACUCCCAUCAUCCCUCACCAUUGGCCUUACUGGCUGGGGCUGAUGGGAGAUGGAGUCCAACAACCUCUGAAGAUUCACCUCUAUAAGUUCCAUUUGGCUAAACACCACUGUUAAGUUCAAUUUGAUAUGUGAUCCCUGAUUGGUUGGGAGGACUGUGGCGUUUGCCCCCCUAGGUGUGUGACAUCAUACUGGGUUCAUAAGGAAAGGGUUAACUAAUUGUAAAAUGACUAACCAAUAGGAAAUCCAAGGGGAGGAGUUAGAGUUAGAGUUGGUAAGAAGUCAGUCUGGUGUUAGAGAGGAAGAGGAUAAGUCUGUGGGUUGGGCUAGUCUGAUGUUUGAGAAUCUGUUAAGAGGAGUCAGUCAAACAGUUGAGAUAAUCAGUCAGAAAGUAUUAGGAAGGUAUAGGCCAGUAAAGAAACUAAAGUUAAGAAACUGACAAGAAUAUUAUCUGAGAAACCAUAAACUUGUUAAUACUUAUAAAAGAAACUUGUUUAUUUGGUUUAAUUUUAACAACUGUCUGGACUCAGUGUGUACCCGAGAGUAACGGGUUGGUGGCAGUGGGGAAGCGGGCACAGUGGUGGCACAGGGAUCAAUAGACUGUUAAACGUCCGGGGACCCUGUGUGAUCACCACAAGGACAUUUAGACUAUGUGCUGGAAACUACAGGAGAACAGAGUGUUUUUGUGCUCGGGUCCCACUGUGAGAGCAGGGUGUUAGGCUAGAUGGGCCAUUUGCCUGAUCCAGCAGCGAUCUUCUUAUACUUGCUGAGCUAACCUAUCAGCCUUUCUCAUGUGAAAGCAACACGGAAAUGUCAGCUGCUUGACUUCAACAGGGCUCUGCUGUACCGGAAGCAUUAUUUGCACGAGGACAGUUUUGACAACAUCUUCAUCACCAAGCCGUUCCUGGAGAUGGAUGCAAUGCGGAGGAAGAACAAGAAGCCCACCGUCCUGCCAUUGUCUGCAAAGGAGUGUACCAAGUACAUCCGCCCAAGUAAGGCAGCAGCUCUAGAAAGACCCAGCCUGGAUAUUCUGGCCUCCGGAAAUUAUUCACUAAAAUGAGAGGUGCUGGGGGGAAACAUGCAUAUGUAUGCUGCAGGAAACCAGGCAGAGGGCCUUAUCGGUAGUGGCGCCUUCCCUGUGGAACGCCCUCCCAUCAGAUACAUAGGAGAACUACACAACUUUUAGAAGACGUCUGAAGGCCACCCUGUAUCGGGAAGUUUUUAAUGUUUGACAUUUUAUUAUGUUUUUAUAUGUGUUGGAAGCCACCCAGAGUGGCUGAGGCAACUGAACCAGAUGGGCAGGGUAUUAUCAUUAUUAUUAUUAUUAUUAUUACUAUUACUACUACUACUAUUAAUGCAUUACACACCAAGGGCCCGUCUGCACUGUACAAUCAUACCUUGGGUUGCGAACGUGAUCCAUGCGGGAGGCAUGUUCGCAACCCGCAACGUUUGCAACCUGAAGCACCGUGUCUGCGCACGCGCAUGACGCUAUUCACCGCUUCUGCGCAUGCACGUGAUGUCAUUUUGUGUUUCUGUGCAUGCACGAGCGCCAAAACCCGGAAGUAACCCGUUCCGGUACUUCCGGCUUCAGUGUGGUCCGCAACCUGAAAACGCACAACCUGCAGCGUUCAUAACCCAAGGUAUGACUGUACAUUUAAAGCAGUACCAUACCACCUUAAACAGCAUAGCUCCGCCCCCAAGAAUCAUGGGAAAUGUAGUGUGUUAAGGUUGCUACACACAAUGUCAAUUUCCAAAGUUUAGUUCAGUGAGGGGAAUAGGGAGGUCUCCUAAUCAUUCUCACACCUCGGACAGACUACAGCUCCCAGAAUUCCUUGUGGGGGAAGGAUGGUGGUUUAAAGGGACAUCGUAGUGCUUUAAAUAAUAAUAAUAAUAAUAAUAUAAUUUAUUAUUUGUACCCCGCCCAUCUGGCUGGGUUUCCCCAGCCACUCUGGGCGGCUUCCUGGGUUGCUGUGCGUAAGAGAAACCUGGUGGGCAAGCAGCGGCAAGGACAGGCCCAUCUGCUUCCUCCAACCAGGUCUCUGACACACGUGCCAGGUCAAAUCCUCCAUCCACAAUCAAGUCGUGGAUGGCAGUGGUUUUAUUCAUCAUUGACCUGGCAUUGCACAGCAACACUUUCAGGUCAUGUGGGUUUCCCUGUUGAUUCCAGUAUCCAUCCGGUCAAGGCCAGACCCGGAGGCAGGGAUAGUCUUCAAACAACGACUAAACCUGCCUCCUCGGUAAUGACAUGGUCUGGUCUUAGCGUAACUCCGCCUCCUGCCCAUGAUCACCGAGAUCGGAUGUCCCAGUGCUUCCCCCCCUGUGGAAUUUGUCCCAGCCAUUGUGUUGGCUGGGGAGCCACUCCCAGGCAGCCCUGAUCCCGCCCCUUAAAAACAAAACACAAACUAUACAGAACCAAUAAAACAACAACAACAAAAGGAACAGAACAAUUAUACUAAAAUUAAUCCCCAACCAACUAUCCAUCCCACCCACCCACCCCCAACAAAGGAAAAAAGGAAAAAAAGGAAUAAAAAUUUAAAUUGCCACCGACUGCUUGAGGACAUUUUAAAGCACAUUAACCACCUGGAACAGGGAAGCAAUGGCAGAACACUUCCCACACUUCCCCAAAAGUUUGUUCCAAAUAAGGGCCUGGGCCACGCCCCCUGGGCCAGUUGGAAAAGGCCCUGGAAGGGAGCAGGCCCUGCAGUCCUCACCCAGCCGAUGGUCCGAGGCUUCCCAGCAGGAGUCCCUUUAUAGCUGGGAGAGAGGGCCUGGGCCAUGCCCCCUGGGCCAGUUGGAAAAGGCCCUGGAAGGGAGCAGGCCCUGCAGUCCUCACCCAGCCGAUGGUGUGAAUGUGGCCCUGAGUCCACCCAGCCGCUAUUGCUUCUUCCUCUGCAGCCUCGCUCAUAUUGCCCCGCAAAGAGCAACUCCGCUACACGCUGGCCAUUGUCUCCCUCUUCCGCCAACUGACCCUUGCUGUCCUGCUGAUCAUUGCCGACUUUUCGGUCUUCUGGCUGUUGGACUUGGUGCGAUAUCUGCUGCAUGGAGAAAUCGUUGCAAGAGGUAACAACUGGUGGGAUGGUGGUCUAUUGUGCAGCCCGCCAAGAGGGUACAAAGGUGGAUCUGUUUUUGCACCAAUUAUGGGUGGAGUUUCGGAUUCAGACAGAAGGGCUACUGUUCAGAUCAGGGCCUGAUCCACGUCUCCCCGCAGCCCCGGUGACGAUGAGCGUCAGUGUCAACGGGACGGGCUACACCGGCGAGAUGUACCGUGACAUGGUCUCGGCCUUCGAGGUCCUGCAGCGGGGCAACGUCAGUGUGCUGUCCCGGAAAUGUCGCCUGCGCCCGGCAGAGCCCGAUUACGACGGCUACAUCACCAUUGGUAACUGGGGGGAGUGGGAAAGGCUUCCUCCCCGGUGGUGGCUGGUGCUGCCUUUGGGGACUGGUAGGGCUGGAGGUCCAACAGUAGGUGGAGCCAGAGCCACCCUCUCACUAUAUCUAAGGGUCUGGUGACUUCUGUUUCAGUGUAUCUGAAGAAGUGUGCAUGCACACGAAAGCUCAUACCAAUAACUUAGUUGGUCUCUAAGGUGCUACUGGAAGGAAUUAGUUUAUUUUAUUAUUUUAUUUAUUUUAUUUUGUUUCGACUACGGCAAACCAACACGCCUACCUACCUUUAACUAGCUUUGUCCCAAUCAUAUUCCUGGAAGUGCCAUCCCUUUGGAUGCUUCCAGGGAGCCUAUCAGAUGGGCAGGACAUGAAUAGCUCCCUCCUACUUUCGUUCCUGUCUCUGUCCUGUAGAGCAAUGGUUUCCAACCAGUGUGCCGUGGCACCCUGUUGAAUGAUGGUCAGAGGUGCCGCAGGCAACGCUGGCCUCUGACCCUUUUUCUUCCCUUCCCUCCCUCCUCUAAUGCCCUCUGCUUCCCCAAGGCUUGCACAGCUGUUAGUUGCAGCGGCCCUGGCUACAAGCUCCGCAGGCGAAUGGUGCCUCUGGGGCUGGCCAGGGGGUACUUCCCAGGCCCCUGUGGGGCAGUGUGAGGAGGCACCUUUCUUUGGGGUGGGGAGGCAGCUCAGAGGCCAGGGGCAGUGGCUGUGGCUGUGGCUGCCCAAAGGACUCCCAAGCAGAGGGGAGAGGAGGCUGAGGGAACACUUCACAAAGGAGGGUAUUUGAAAAAGGGUAAGAGUGGCACUGUGGGUUAAACCACAGAGCCUAGGGCUUGCGGAUCAGAAGGUCGGUGGUUCAAAUCCCUGCGAUGGGGUGACCUCCCGUUGCUCGGUCCCUGCUCCUGCCAACCUAGCAGUCAAAGUGCAAGUUGAUAAAUAGGUACCGCUCCGGCAGGAAGGUAAACGGCGUUUCCGUGCACUGCUCUGGUUCACCAGAAGCGGCUUAGUCAUGCUGGCCACAUGACCCAGAAGCUGUACUCCGGCUCCCUCGGCCAAUAAAGCGAGAUGAGCACCGCAACCCCAGAGUCGGUCACGACUGGACCUAAUGGUCAGGGGUCCCUUUACCAUUACUUUAAGAGGCUGCCAACUCUGCAGGUAAGGGGUGCCAUAACGGGGCUUUCCACAGGGGUGCCGCAGAAAGAAUGUAGUUGGUCAAGGGAUCCGUGAACCCCAUAAGGUUGAGAACCUCUGCUGUCAUGUGAUUGCUGAUGGGUGUUGAGAGGGCAUGGGGAGGCCAGCAGUAGGUGGCACCAGCAACAGUGACAGACAGAGCCACUCCAUGACUGGUUGUGGGAGGGGAAGCCUUAAGGUUGUGGGCUGGAGCAACCUUCACCACCUGGCGCCCUCAAGCUGUUUUGAACUACAUCUCCCAUCGGCCCCAGGCAGCCGGGCCAUUGUGGACUACAACUUCCAUCAGUCAACAGCCACGCUGCCCAGGGCUGAUGGGGAGUUUUAGUCCAAAACAUCUGGAUUGGUUGGUGAAAGGCAGACUUGAAAGGUCCCGGUGGGAUUUUGCAGCCACAAGUCUAGCUGCAAGGUAGACUCAGCCACCCGCGUCAGGGAAGAAACUAGAUGGGGGAUAAGAGAUGUCUAAGCUGCAUUGCUCAGAAGAAAGCGCACCAGGAACUUCAUAACAGUGGCAAAGUGGAGGAGAAGGAGAUUCCCUGAACUGCUGAAUUGCUAUGGUCCAUGGGUAGGCAAACUAAAGCCCAGGGGCCGGAUCCGGCCCAAUCGUCUUCUCAAUCCGGCCCGCAGAUGGUCCAAGAAUCAGCGUGUUUUCACAUGAGUAGAAUGUGUGCUUUUCUUUAAAAUGCAUUUCUGGGUUAUUUGUGGGGCAUAGGAAUUGGUUCAUUCCCCCCCGCCCUUUCAAAAUACAGUCUGGCCCCCCACAAGGUCUGAGGGACAGUGGACCGGCCCCCUGCUGAAAAAGGUUGCUGACCCCUGGACCAUGGAAUCGCCCAUUAAAAGCUCACAGCUCUGCACCAGCCUCUUGUGGCUGCUUCUGGAAUUGCACGGCGCAGGAAAUGUUCUGCAAGGGUACCACAGUGCACGGGGUGUUAGGGGAGGGGAUAGUACCUCUGGCGGGGGACGCGUCGUUUUCCUUCUGGGCUAGUUUGUCCACCUUUGGUCCCUACCCUGUACUCAGCUCUCACCUGUGGCUCCUAGAAGCUGUCAGCAUGAGAUGGCGGCCACACCCCAGGGAGCAGCUUCAACUGAUAUUCUAAACCAAGAAAGGAGAGACAAUGGGUCACAAACCCUGGGGGAGUUAGGGAAUGCCCCUGCAUGCAAAGACAGGCUCUGAAGGAUUGAGUGGACAAGACCAGGAGUGGGCCCAGCGGUCAAGGUGAUUUCUGCACUUGCUGUAGAGGGAAGUGAGGGGAAGCCCACCUAGGAGAAGGAAAGCUCUGAUUGCCAUGGUCCGGUUCACGGGUGAUCAAAGUCCCGACUGGGGACGGCGAGACCAGGGGCAAGAUGGCGGGGUUGAAACAGGAACGGGAGUCCAGAAGCAGGAGUCAGGAAGUCAAGAGUCCGAGGGUCAGGAAGCAAGGAGUCAGGAAGUCAAGGGUCCGAGGAUCAAGAAGCAAGGAGUCAAACACAGCAAGGCAGGGAACGUGUUGCUGUGGCAAAGAGCCAAAGGGAAAUGCUGACCUUAUAUCCCUUCCCGGCUCUUGCCACCAGGUGCUGUGAGUUACCAAUCGGCCUCACCUGUGUGGCCAAGCCUUGCCUCUCCAGAACAAACUUAGGAAGGCCCCAGUCCUGCAAAGUCCUACAGGUCACAGGGCCUGGCUCCUGCACGCACUCCUGACACUGAUCCCAAACCUUUGCUGCCUUGUGGGAUAUCUUUGAGGGAAGAAAAGUCUCAGAAGCAAACACUGCACAAAUCUGGAGUGGAGUCCCUGAGAUGGUUGGAUGGUGCCUUGUAAGCCUUCUUCCGGCAAGCUGGCUUAACAAACUACAGUUCCCAGGAUUCUCCAUGAGAUAUAAGAGUGUGGGGCAGUGGUUAGAGUGUCGGGCUAGGACCGCGGGAAGGAUGGAUCUAAAUGUGCCAAGUAGGUAGAUAAGUGGUGUUGCUUCUUCAAACCUCCCAACCACCCGUCUCCCAGGUCUCAUGUACGGCGUCUGUUUCUUCAUCGCCAUCUUCGGCACCUACAUACAGCGCCUGCGGCGGGUCGUGUGUGCUUGGUACUAUCCCUCCCGUGAACAGGUGAGUGACUCUACAUACACACACUCGGGGAGGAAUUUAGCUUCAGGUAGGCUAAUAAGCGGGUGGUCUAAACCACAGAGCCUAGGACUUGCUGAUCAGAAGGUCGACGGUUCAAAUCCCCGCGAUGGGGUGAGCUCCCGUUGCUCGGUCCCUGCUCCUGCCAACCUAGCAGUUCGAAAGCACAAAGUGCAAGUAGAUAAAUAGGUACCGCUCCGGCGGGAAGGUAAACGGUGUUUCCGUGCGCUGCUCUGGUUCGCCAGAAGCGGCUUAGUCAUGCUGGCCACAAGACCCGGAAGCUGUCCGCGGACAAACGCCGGCUCCCUCAGCCAGUAAAGUGAGAUGAGUGCCGCAACCCCAGUGUCGUCCGCGUCUAGACUUAAUGGUCAGGGGUCCUUUACCUUUAGUUGAAAUUCCUGCAUUGGAGGGGUUACACUAGAUCAGUGGUGUCCAAACUUUUUUCAAAGAGGGCCAGAUUUGAUGAAGUGAAGGGCCAUGGGGGCCGACCAAAGUUGUUGAGGUUUUUUAGGAUUUUACCCCAGGAAAAAAUAAACUGUCACAGAGGCCGGAUUAAGCCGACUGGGGGGCCAGAUUAGGCCCCCAAAAUGGACUUUGAACAUGCCUGCACUAGAUGAUGCUUAGGGGGUCCCUUGCAACGCUAUGAUUCUAACCACACCACCACCCUGAGCUGACUGACCACCUCAACUCCGGUUUUUUCUGCAUGCAGCCUUCACCCCAACUAAUUCCCUGGGCGCCUGGUCUCCCGCUCAAUCCAGUGAUCUUAUUUCCCCGCAAUGAUCCUUUAGGAGCGCACCUGUUACCUCUACAACACCAUCCUGACACGAAGGACAGGACUGGCCCAAGCUGUGUUAAAGGCCGUGAGGAAUCGCUCCGCAGACGGGGGCCACACCAACAUUUUGCUGGUCCUCGCAGCUAAGUAAGCCCCCAAACCUUUUCCCCACACUGGAAGGAAAGAGUUGUAGUCUAUGAUGGUCGUGCCGGCAGGGCUGAUGGGAGUUGUAGUCAAAAACAUUGGACAAACAAUUCUGUCGUCGUCAUCAGAAAUACUUUCCAUCCGAUAUCCUUUUCCUUCUGGCCAGAGCACAAGAAAUACAACCUAUCAAUCCCCCUACAAUUGAGAAAUAUAUUUUCAGAACACACUCUAGUUGUGAUUCUGAUUUGUUUCACACUGAUUUUAAUGCUUUAUUUUAUACUGGUGUAACCUGCCCAGGGACCUUCUGGUAAAGGACAGGUGGUAAUAAUAAGGUUGAGGAAGCUCAUGCCCUAGGAUCUUUGAAUAAGGGUGGUAUAUAUAUCAAAACAACGACGUUUCACCUGCACACAGAUAAAAGCAGAGACUGAGGGUGCCUUUACAGAAUCUUGACCUGCAGUGUGUUGUGUCUGUGUCUGUGUGUGUGUGUGUGUGUGUGAAAGAGACAUCCCUCAUGGGUCUCCUCCACAGGUCUCGGCUGUGCUCGUGGCUGGUCAAGAAACUGGGCGUCCACGAGUCCUACUGCAUGGGCUGCGGGAAGAUCCGCAAGGACACGGACAGCGAGGACUUUGUCACCUGCAGUACGCAGGGAUGCCGAGGUUGGAAGCCGGGGCGGGGUGAGGGAGGCUGUGGGCCAAAGGCGAGGCCCAGAAAGGCUGUAAAAGGAGGGUGGGGUAAAUCAUAUUGUGCAGGAUGCAGGGCUGUUGCAGGCCUCCAGGCCUCUGUAUCUGGAGCGCUCCCCAGCCCACAGCCUUCACCAAGCCCUGACCCUCCUUGCAUGUUCUUGCCUGGCCGGACUGUGUCCUUGAACUCUGAUCCUGUUUCUCGCUUGGACGGAGACUAGAGAGCUGGGCGGGGUGCGUGGCAGUGAGGGUAGGAACUAGCUUGCUGUAACAGGUGAAAUUUAUACCCUUUGCUCUGUCUACUUUUAGUUAAGUAUUUUUAUUUAUUUACUUGAUUUUGGCUGUGGCGGCGGGGGGGCGUGCAGCAGCGGGCUACGCCCAUGUCUUGAGCUGAAAAAGUUUCCGUAUGUAACCCUUGGGAUUCUCCCCCAGAAAAUCUGGACGGCAGUGGUGCGAAAGCACAGUCCAGGAGGCCAAAUGCGGCCCUCCAAGCCUGUCCGCCUGGCCCUCAGGACUCUCCCCAGGCCACACCCCCAUCCUUGGACACACCCCUUCUCUCCAGGCCACACCCCUCACUGGCCUUGCCUUCACACCCUGAUCUUGCCUGGAUAAGAGUACAGAGAGGGGUGUGUGGAAAUUGAACCACCUUAUAUUGCUCCUCCCACUCUGCCAUUGCUCCACCUACCUUUGUCUCUGGCCCCGCCCACUCAGAGGGUUGAUAAAGGUAUCCCAGCCUGGCUCCCCUUACGCCACAUGACUCUCCCCAUCCCUUCUCCGCAGGUAUCUACUGUCCGGACUGCUACAAACUCCUGGACAACAUGUGCUCCAUCUGCAUGGCGCCCUUAACCUACCAGGGAGACAUGGACGAGGAGGUGUGAGUGAGAAACUUCGUGUUUCCAUCGCCCUCACUUUGGGGGAGCCCUAGUAAAUAACGCCAGCCUCUCUAGAAGCUAAUUCUGCAGCGCCUCUCCUGCAGCGCCCAUGCAUGCAGGCAAAGAAGAGUGAUGAAAUGAUUUAGAGCUUACAGUUCGUUGGUGCUGAAACCAGGGCAAAGGAACUGUGGCGUAGUGGUUAGAGCACUGGGGUAGGACAUGGCAGUGGAGUAGUGUGUGGGGGCAGUGGGGCUGUUGCCCUGGGUGCAAAAUUGGGGGGCGGGCAGCAAAAUUUCAAAAAAAACACACCCAUAUUACCUUUUUUAAAAAAAUCAAGCAGUGUAAAAUUUUCAUGACACUAAUAAUAACAAUAAAAUAAAUGGCCCCUGCUGCUCCUGACCCCUCCCCAGCUUCCUUCUCCCCACUGGGAAGACCCUUCUCCGCUGCUGCCAUCUGGCCCUGACAGGAACCAGGGGUUACGGGGCGCAAUACUUGCCUUGCCCCAGGUACUGGCAACCAUCGCUACGCUACUGGGACCUGGGAGACCAGGGUUCAAAUCCCCACUCUGCCAGGAUGUUUCCUGGGUGACCCGGGGCCAGUCACCACCUCUCAGCCUAACCUACAUCGUAGAAUUUUAGAGUUGGAAGGGACCAUGAGGGUCAUCUAGAUCAACCCUCUGCAAUGCAGGAAUCUUUUGCCCAACGUGGGGCUCAAACCCACAAUUCUGAGGUUGUGAGUCUCAUGUCCCACCGACUGAGCUAUUGAGGAGUGUAGGCCCCCUUGAGCUCCCUCUCAUUUUUAGAUAUGGAUGUAAAAAUAAGUGAUAAAUAAUUUUUAAAAUUACCUGCCCAUCAUAGAAAGUCACCUCACACCAAGUGAAACCGCUGGUCCCUCUUGGCCAGUAUUGGCUCUUGAGACUUUGAGGCAGGGUGCCUUCCCCAGAGAUGCCGGGGGGGUCAAACCUGAAAUCCCCCUGCAUGUAGAGCAGGUGCUCCACUCACUGAGCCACACAGCCCUUCACUUUCAUCCAGGGAUUCCAGUGACGAAGAGGCCAUGGCUCUGUGGACCAAGGCAGUGCAGGCACUCAGCGGGUCGCCGGACAAGGAACGCCAGAAGCAGCGGCGACUGCUGAGGGCACGGAUCGAGCGGGCCGUGAAAGGGCGCGGGGGCUGCCGCCGCUUACCCCCCGAACUGGCCAAGAAGAUCUUGGAGCAGCUGAAGGAGCAGGAAGGGAGCAGCAGCAGCAGCAGCGAAGAAGACGAGGACAACACAUCUAGCAGCUCUGAGGAAGACGGCUCCUCGGGGUCAACAUCGAGGUGAGGGCAAAGCAUUCGUGGGAAGUACCUUAUCCAGGAGUCACACCACUGGGGCCACCUAGCGCAAUACUGUCUACACCAUGGGUAGGCAAACUAAGGCCCGGAGGCCGGAUCCGGCCCAAUCGCCUUCUAAAUCCGGCCUGCGGAUGGCCCGGGAAUCAGCAUGCUUUUACAUGAGUAGAAUGUGUCCUUUUAUUUAAAAUGCAUCUCUAAGUUAUUUGUGGGGCAUAGGAAUUUGUUCAUAUUUUUUUUCAAAAUAUAGUCCGGCCCACCACAUGGUCUGAGGGACGGUGGACCAGCCCACGGCUGAAAAAGGUUGCUGACCCCUGGACUAGAUCAUGGGUAGGCAAACUAAGGCCCAGGGGCCGGAUCCGGCCCAGUUGACUUCUAAAUCCUGCUCACGGACGUUCCGGGAAUCAGCAUGUUUUUACAUGAGUAGAAUGUGUGCUUUUAUUUAAAAUGCAUCUCUGGAUUAUUUUUGGGGCAUAGGAAUUCGUUCACUUUCUCUCUCUUCAAAAUACAGUCUGGCCCCCCACAAGGUCUGAGGGACAGUGGACCGGCCCCCUGCUGAAAAAGUUUGCUGGCUCCUGGUCUACACUGACUGGCAGCAGUUCUCUUGCAGCCCACUGGGGGGCUGGCACCUGGGAGCUCCCAUGAGCUGGAGCUCUGGGGCCUUGUCACUAGAAAUAAAACGAAGAUCCCAGUCCUCAGGGUUGCGGGCUGAUCAAAACAGUAACACAGGAAGGUGCCUUCUGCAGAGCCAGACCGUUGCUUCAUCUAGCUCGGGAUGCCCCGCACUGGCAAGCAGUGGCUUUUCAGGGGUUCAGAUAGGGAGUCUAUCCUAGCCUGGCUUGGAGGUGCCAGGAAUGAACUUGGGACCUUCUGUACCCAAAGCAGAGCAGCCCUUAAGAGGCUGUUCAUCCCAAACACUGUUUUGUGCCUUUAGCAGUUGCGGGACAGGCAGGCAGUCAACCGGCGGCACUGUGGCCCAGCCACGGUGGUGUGCCGAGGCCGCAACUGCGUCUGUUGGAUUCCUGCCUGCCGGACAACUCGUAACAGCAGAGAAUACACCAGAGAUGGGGAACUUUGGCCCUUCCAGGUGUUGUUGGAUGCCAUGGGGGAAGUUGUGUGCAUAGUUGUAGCAACCUCUGACAUCUGCACAACUGGAAUGCUGCGCCUAAUGUGCCUCUGGCUCCGCCCCCCACAUGCUCCCCCCCAGAAGGUGGUGUGGGAGACAAACUUUGACCUUUCAGAGCUAAAAAACAACAACUCACCAAGCCUGUGCUUCUCCCUUGUCUUUUGUCUAUCUCUUAAAAUUAUUCUGCCAAGAUCAUCUCAUUUUUAAGAUGUCGCUUUUUGCGAGCAGCUUUGAGUACCUCAGGCGAGUGGGAAAAGUGAGGCUAUGAAACCAUUUAAAAUUAAAUGAGAUCUCCUAUAUCACCCAUCCCUGUCUCCCCGCCUUCCAGCAGCCUCGAUUUCGGCUACCAGAAAGAAGUGGAGACCAGCAGCGGCGAGGAGCUGGAGGAGGUGAAAAGCGAAAAGAGGUCUGCCCCAAAAAAGUAGGGAGCGAGACAGAGAAUGAGUCUUUGCCACCUCCCUUAAAGAGAGGAAGUAUGCAUGGCAAUAAAUUAGGUAUCAGUGCCUUCUAUUUUCAAUAUACAGCCAGGGCGUGCUGGUCCUUACGCAGCCAGAACUGCACCACCCACCCGCAAGCAGGAGGGAAUCAGCGGGCUGCAGAGGGGGAAUCCUGAGGUUUGCCAAAAUGUCACACCCACCCACCCAAGAGGUAUUUAGGAAAAGUCUAAGGGACGUGGGGGAAUACCCUAAUAUCAGUCCAGUGACAACUGAGCAUUCUCAGUGGCCGCACAGUGCAGGAAUCGCGGCUAAAGAAUCCGACAGAUGGCUGUUCAGGCUCUGUUUGAAAAUGUCCGACAGAGAGUCCACCACAUGGGUAGGCACACUGAGGCCUGGGGGCCGGAUCCAGCCCAAUCACCUUCUAAAUCCGGCCUGCGGAUGGUUCAGGAACCAGCGUGUUUUUACAUGAGUAGAAUGUGCCCUUUUAUUUAAAAUGCAUCCCUGGGUUAUUUGUGGGGCAUAGGAAUUCGUUCAUUUCCCCCGGAAAAAAUAUAGUCUGCCCCUCCCAAGGUCUGGGAAUUAGUUCAUUUUUUCUCCAAAAUAUAGUCCGGCCCCCCACAAGGUCUGAGGGACAGUGGACUGGCCCCCUGCUGAAAAACUUUGCUGACCCCUGGGUCCACCAGCCUCCGAGGUGCUCCAUCCCAUGGUCAAAAAAGUUCUUCCUAAGGUUUAGUCAGAAUCUUGUUUCUUGCCAUUCGAAUCUACCGCUUAGCAUCCUCCCCUCUGGAUCCUGCGAACCCUGCGGCGUUUUGCUGGAGGUGCUACGUGGAUAUAAUUAUUACCCUCACCCACACCCCCGUGUGGAAGCCACAGCCAAAAAACAUGGUCACCCCUCAGUAGAGGAAGGAGGAGUUCCCCUUAGCAGAGGAAGGAAGAGUUCUGCUUGCAGCAUAUUUUCCCGUCCAGUGCAGGAAUUUGUGUAAGACAUGUGUAUAUACACACACACAGUGGGGUUUUUUUCUGGGGGAACGUAGGGGUACGCAUACAUUUUGUGAAUCUUUGUACUUUCAUCCAUUUACUGUAUUUAUUUCCCCCAAUUUGAACUACAAAAUGGUGACUUACUUGAGUCAAAAUGAGAGUACCCCUAAACAUAUUUUUAAAGAAAAAAACACCCACACGCACAAUGUGUCAGCCGGCCUAGUGGCACCUCCUGGCACAGGUAAUGUAAACCCUUGUGUCGCACGCAGCAGGUAAGGCAAGCCACCUCGCUCCACCUUUUCUGGGAGAAUUUUUGUCCAUGAAGGCAAGGCCCACCCCCCUACAGACACCAACGCAAGCCCAAAAUUUCCCCUGCUUUCCUUUUUUAUUGUCAAGCAGCCUCAACGGACACCGGGAAUACCAGCACAUUAAUAAUAAUUAAAAAAACAACAACACCAAAUGAAAUGGCGGGGAGGUGAACACCCCAUCCCUCUUUUCCACAUACCCACCCCCACAGCCAUCCAGGAAAAUAUGCACAUUUUUGCUAGCGUUCCCAGAGAAAGGCAAUGAGGAGGGUGGUAUUUUCAUUCAUCUCCAGCUGUUCCCCCCCACACCCCAUCACCAAAUCGCUGCUGCAGGAAAAGUCUAAGAGGAGGGGGGUCUUCAAGACAGGGAAGACAGGGUGAGGUGUAGCUGAGGUAUUGCAGGGUAAGGUGGAACAAGCGGGGGUUUUUUGCACUUCAAGUAGCUAGAAAUUCAAGUUUAAACAUACAGGCACUUUUUAAAAAAAAGUCAGGGAAGAUGACAUGGGGCUCUCACCAGACCUGCCCUCCCUCUUUUCACCCGACGGGAGGCUCCCCCAAAAAACACCUGCGGGGAGGGUGGGGGGAAUUGGGACAGGGUUGGGGGGAAGGGAAAGCAGAGUUUGGGGAGGGGGGAAUAAUAUAUUACAUCAUCUCUUAAAUAUAGAUUAAACUCUGUGCUAAUACUCUAGGGACGGACUUUUCCCUGCGCUCCCCAGACGCCGCCUCUCUCCAACCCAACCCACCGGCUGUUUUGCCCCCUCCAGAGAGGUGAGGGGGGCCCCCUGGAAAUCUAAGGAAUGUGCAAAUGGGGGUGAGGGGCAACAAGUUAGACCUGACCCCUAACCACCAUUGAGGAGUGUGCCAGUCCCGAAUCCUUCCCGUCCUCAAAUCGCAGGCAAAAACCCUAGUGCAAUGGUGGAGGAGGAAAAUUACAAGUGGGGUGGGGGGUGUCAACACAACGGGGUCGUUGCCUUUUUGUGGAAAAGUCCACCUGACACCUGUUGCUGUGGAAUGAAACUUCUGUGGGGAGGGUUUUUAUGGGGGGGGGGAGACCCCAAGUUGAUGGUCCGUCCCCCGCCAAGUGCUAAAACCUAUCUUCUUGCAAGGAGUUCUGGGUCUUGGUGUGGAAGAGCUAUAGGAAUGUGGGUCAGAAGCCUUGUUUUGGGGGCAUCUUCCUACCCCAAACGAACAAACUGGGGACGACGACGGGUUGCUGCUGGGACCAGCCCAUUGCACUGUGCAAGGACGCCACCAGGAAGCAUUGAGGGCCGAGCGGGGCUCUCUGUGCAAAAAAGGAGGUGCUGUCGAUAUAGGGUGCAGGCACCGGCCUUGGGUGGUGUGGAAAAAACACCCCCUGCUUUCCUUUCCCCACCAUGCAAAGAAAAGGUUGUGGGCCUCCCACUCACCCCCCUCUCUCAAAAAGCAGCUUCCAGUCUCAGGGCCCGGAAUAAUAGAAAGAUCUUCUUUUCUCUCUUCUGCCUCCUCAGAAAUAAAAUUCUCUGGAAAGCCAGAGGCAGGGAUCAAACCCAGGAAACCUGGCACACUCCUCAAAAGCUCCUCAACCUGACAUCCUCGCCUUAAGAAAAAUAAAUAAAUCUAGUCAUCCCCUCCUAGCCUCCCAAACAUGGGGGUCAGAGCACCCCCCAAAAGUGCAGGGUCUGGGGGCCACCAACCACUCCCCCCUUCCCAAAGUUAUAUAAAUCUCAUGUUUUCUUAGGAGAAAAAAAAAAUCAGGAUUCCCUCCCACGCCACCCCCCCCAAAUAGCACUACCCCUAUUUAAUUGCUUAUUUCAUUGAUCCUGAGCAUAUGAACCCUCUCCCUUGCUUUUCUGCCCUCCCACCACCCCAACCCCACCUGCUUUGGUUCAUAACUGCCCCGUACCCCUUUGAGGGGUCGCUAAAGGCACCAAAUCAGUGCGCCAGGAAGGGGCGGGUCAUAGUGCAUCUCGUCUCCGUUGCCGCGGCAACAGAAAGGGUGGGGGAAUAGUGCAUCUCGGCCUGGACCACGGCCUAGUCCCCGGAGUCGCCGUGGCAACGGCCAAAGCAAAGAAGGCCUGAGGCCUAGUCUCGGGGAGGGGGGCCCCUACGCCGUUUCUGCCUCCGCCGCCGGCCCGUCGUCCGUCGCCAUUCCCUCCUCGCGGCCUUCCUGCUCAUCCUCGUCCUCGUCCUCCUCUUCUUUGAUGUGAGGAGACAGGGCUUGCUGGGCGCGGGCCGGAUCCCAGUAGCCGCGGGCGAGCGAGAGGCACUGCUCAUCCGUCAGCCCGUUGGCCAAGUCGUGGUCGGCCAAGGGUGUCCCCGCGGCGGGCAAGGAGUUGGGCUCGGGAUCGGGACCACGGCGCCGGCGCCUGGUGCGCACCUCCAGGCAGUUCUGGCCUUUGAGGUGGCGCUGCAGGUGGUCGUCUUUGGCGAAGGCCUUGUGGCAUAGGCAGCACUCGUAGGGACGGGCGCCCGUGUGCAGGUGCAGGUGGUUCUUCAGGUCGUAGCUGUGCAGGAAGCGGGCCGUGCAGUGCGGACACGAGUAGGGGCGCUCUCCCGUGUGCUUGCGCAUGUGGAUCUUCAGCUUGUCGUUCCUGCGAGGGGGAAAGGGGGGAGACAGGAGAUUUGCGUCAGCAAGAGCUGAGGGAAACCUAUGCCUGCGGCCCAGCAGCAUCUUCCUUGCUUGUGGUCAACCUCCGUUUCAAACAAGAGGGCAGCUAGUCCUUAUGAAAUGGAGAGGAACCCAGCGGACCACACAGAAUUAAGGUUGGGCGAUUUAUUGUCCGAAACUGGUUUGAAGUCCACAUUGUGAUAGGUAAAGGUAAAGGUAGCCCUGCCCGUACGGGCCAGUCGUGUCCGACUCUAGGGUUGUGCGCCCAUCUCACUUAAGAGGCCGGGGGCCAGCGCUGUCCGGAGACACUUCCGGGUCACGUGGCCAGCGUGACAAAGCUGCUGGCCCCCGCGCAGCACACGGAAACGCCGUUUACCUUCCCGCUAUAAAGCGGUACCUAUUUAUCUACUUGCACUUAGGGGUGCUUUCGAACUGCUAGGUGGGCAGGAGCUGGGACCGAACGACGGGAGCUCACCCCGCCGCGGGGAUUCGAACCGCCGACCAUACGAUCGGCAAGCCCUAGGCACUGUGGUUUUACCCACAGCGCCACCCGCGUCCCUCUACAUUGUGAUACUGUUUCAUAAUUUUUGACCUGGCAAUAUAUCAGACCCUAUUUUCCAAGGACAGUCCCAGAUUUACAAGAAGCCAUCCUGGUUUCUGAUUUGAUUCCAGAACAUCCUGCUUUUCCUUAGGAAGUCCCUAUUUUCACUGGAGAAAUGUUAAAAGAGGAUAUGGAGUUAUCCAACCCCCGGGCCAUGUAAAAGCAGACCUGUAUAGUUUAAAAACGUUUAAUGUUUUAUUAUGUUUUCUUAUAUGUUGCCCAGAGUGGUUGGGGCAUCAUAGUCAGAUGGGUGGGGUAUAAAUAGUAAGUACAGUGGUACCUCGGGUUACAUACGCUUCAGGUUACAGACUCCGCUAACCCAGAAAUAGUGCUUCAGGUUAAGAACUUUGCUUCAGGAUGAGAACAGAAAUUGUGCUCCAGCAGCGGGAGACACCAUUAGCUAAAGUGGUGCUUCAGAUUAAGAACAGUUUCAGGUUAAGAACGGACCUCCGGAACGAAUUAAGUACUUAACCCGAGGUACCACUGUAGUAAUAAUAAUAAUAAUAAUAACAAUAAUAAUAAUAAUAAAUCCCUAUUUUCAUCAGAGAAAUGUUGAAGGAUAUGAUAUAUUGCAAAUCAUGAUUUGUGUGUCUGUGCACUAUGCAAAAAUCGCAGUGCCUGAGCAUUGGCCUUGCUAGCAGGGGCUGGUGGCAAAUGGGGUACAACCCCCCCCCCCCGCCCGCAGUAAUUGCUCAGUUAGAUAAAUGCAGAAUGGCCUCUAGAGGGAGCUCUAGGAAAGGAGAAGCCUCUUUGAAGUUUGGCUAUAGGCAGGCUCCCUUGACUGCUACAGAUGGAACAGUCCUCACUGCCUGUCUCUUCACCUGUCUCUUCGCUGCUGACAGUUCUAGCAGAGGGAGCACCACUUUGUACAGGAUUAAAAGGUACUGUUUAUUUUAAACUUCUGUCCCCCCUUCUGCACAGCUCGGGGGGGGGGGAACCAAGUAAGACAUCUGGGUCGUGGGUUUGAGUCCCAUGUUGUGCAAAAUUAUUCCAGCACUGUAGGGAAUUGGACCAGAUAUCCCUCAUGGCCCCUUCCAACUCUACAGAUUCUAUAAUUAUAAUAAAACCAAGCCAGCAUGGCUUAAAAAAAACACUGGGCUGGAUUCAGUAGAAGCCUGAGUCACUUAAGCCCACCAAUUUCAAUGGGUCUUCUCGGAGGGUGACCAAUGGCCCAUUUACAAACAAAAAGGAAGGAAGCUGGGGCCAGCUUUUCAGCAGAAAUGGGAGUGAUAAGGUUUUGCCUUAGGCCCCAUCUGCACUAGCCAUUUAAAGCACUAUGAUACCACUUUAAACAGCUGUGGCUUCCCCCAAAGAAUCAUGGGAAGUGUAGUUUGCUAGGAGUGCUGAGAGAUCUUAGAGUCAUAGAAUUGCAGAGUCGGAAGGGACCAUGUUGCCAAGGAGGAGCUGAAUAAUCAGCCUUUUUCACGUAGUCUGGAGAUUUGCUUCCCAUGCAGCUGGGAUACUGGGGAACAUAAGAACGUAAGAACAGCUUGCUGAACCAGACCCCGAAAUGCAGGAGUCUUUUGCCUAGCGUGAGAUUAAGAGUCUCAUGCUAUACCAACGGAGCUGUUAGGGACACACACCCGUUCCUCCCCCUGAGUGGUUUAACAACCGAUCCCCUUUUCCCUGGAAAUUUGGAAUGUCUGGAUGGAGAGGGGUAGGUUGUGCGCAUAUAAAAAUAAACCUCGGAUGUAGCCUCCCGAACAAAGAUCCAGAGUCGCAUCCAUUAACUCCACCCGCUCAAUGCCUCUCGCUGUAUCUACCCAUGGGCAUGCCAGCCCCCAGAAGGUUCCCUGCAAAGCAAUGGGGCCUUCGGACAAAAGAGCCCCCUUCCCCUCUGAUCUAGAACCUUUUCCUCCUCCUUUGCAAGGAGCUGUGUUUUCAACAACAUGGCCAACAUCAAAAGAAGGAAGUUGUGGUAUUUUCACACACCCCUACACUCCCAUGUGGUACAGUCUGUUCUCUCGCACCUGCCUCGUCCUGCUGCUGGCAUCAAGCCAGGCCGCAGUGGGCAGAGCGAGCCAGUUUCGAAAGAAAGGGGGGAAAGGCUCACCGCGUGAAGCGGACCCCGCAGACCUCGCAGGCGAAGGGCUUCUCCCCGGUGUGGGUGCGCAUGUGGCGAGGCAGCUUGCCUGCACCGUGGAUGACCUUGUGGCAGACGGGGCACUCCUGGGGCAUCUGUGAGCGCCGCUUGCGCACCAGCUUGUCCGGGGGGUCCAGGCCCAGGGACGGCCCUUCCGGGUUGAGGGCCCGCAUGUAGGACAUGAUGUCGUGUUCGGUGGGCUCUUCGUCCGAGCCCAGGUCUUCCGGCGAGAGGCCGGGGGCGUACGGGAAGGCGCGAGAGGGCGCCAGCACCUCGUCCUCGUGGGGGUGCGCGAGGACUGGUGCUGGAGAGGCCUGACUGGGGGGGCUCGGCCGCUCCUGCGUCCCCGUCGACGAGGGGGACGGCGAGGGCGACAACUCGCCGAGGUGGUUGUUGAGGCGGGAGCCCUUGGCCUGCAGGAAUUUGCGGAUCUUCUUGCUGCGGCGGGGGGCCGGGUAGAUGGGCGGCUCGGGCAGGUCGCCCUCGGCGUUGGGAAGGGUGGCAAAGGCCUCCAGGUAGCGGUGGGCGCGCUCGCGGGCGGCGUCAUCGGGGACGGGCGCUUCCAAGCCGUUUCCCUGCAGGAUCUCGACGCAGGCCUUGAUGACGCAGGGGAUCUCUAGGAGCCGGGCGGCUCGCAGCACCUCUGCCAGGCUGCCCGUGCUGAUGGUCAGGGUGGCAGUGUAGGCAAAGUCCAGCAGGGCGCCCAGCGCCUCGGCCCCCACGAAAUCCAGCUCGCAGACACCCAUGCCGGGCCCCGCGAAGAGCCGCCGGAAGUAGCGGCUGGAGGCUGCCAGCACGGCCCGGUGGGUCCGGUACUCCGAUCCCUGGGCCCGCAAGGUCACGUCGCAGAGAACGCCCCUCCGGCGCUGCUCGUUGAGGCUGCCCAGCAGGUCGCUGCUGUGUUCUGGGAAAGGGAUCCCAAUCAAGUCGUCUUCAGGGCUUCCCAUUGCCUCACCUGCAAGAACAGGGGGGAAAGAGCAGGGAUGUUAGAACCAGCCAAUACAGGCAGCAUUUAGGUUUUGUAUUUAAAAGCCAUUCAAAGCAAGGUGUUUGGGGACGGACAAUCAUUUAUUUUGAGAAGUUUUGAUCAAUUAAUCCUUCAAGAUGCAAUCAAUUCCUUAAACUCGCAAUCAUUUACUAAGGCUAACAGAGGGUUGCGUUAGUCCUGUUUAUACGCUGCUCUGCUCCAUCCCAUUAUUUCCCUUGUUAAUUUCGGAAAGUUUAUUCUAAUAGCCCUUAGCAGAUCUUUUUUUGCAUCCUCGCAUUGCCCACUGAACCAGCCUCGCUGAUUUCCCUGUGUGCAGUUAGUGGCAUUGGGCUUGGUUAAAUAGGGUCUGAAGAGUGUGCUAAUUUGUAGAAAAUCCGAAACUGGGUCUGUUGAGGUGUUUAUGAGGCGAUGUUGCAGGUUCCUCACUAAAUCACUCGCCAAGAUCCUAUGUAUUUCGUCAUUCAACAUCAGAGACUAUUUCACUCUUGAUCUGCCCAAAGAUUCACCAACUGCACACAUUGUCUCUGUAGGAAACUGACAAUCCAGGAAAGGAGCUAAAGAAACUAAAAGCGGGAAAUGAUCGCUUUCAGUUCUUACCAUUUAUACAUUUCUUGCAUUUAAACCCCACCAUUUCCCCCAGGUGGUAUACAUGGUUCUCCUCCUCAAACUGAUCCCCAAAAUAACCCAGUGAGAUAGGUUAGGCUGAACAGCAGUGGCUGGGCCUAGGUCACCCACAGUGAGCUUUGUGGCCAAGAGGGAGGGCCGCGACAGCUGCACCUCCAAGAUGGAGGCGAGGUUUGAAGAAAGGCCUUCUUAGUGCAGGACUCACCUUUCCCGCCUGCCUCCCCUCCAAGCCUAAAUCAAAAAGGGGUUGUGUUUUGCUCGCUUUCCUCUUCCUUCCCCAUGCCUUUUCCUUUCGUGCCAUGUCUUUCAGAGCGCAAGCAUUGCAGUUGUCGUUUUCUUAACUGAUCUUACGUAAGCUGCUCUUAGAACCUUUAUCACAGAAUCACGGAAUAGCAGAAGGGAUCUCCAGGGUCAUCUAGACCAACCCCCUGCAAUGCAGGAAUUUUUUGGCCCGACACGGGACUCGAACCCACCACCCUAAGAUUAAGAGUCUUACGUUCUCUACUGAAUGGGGGAGGAGAGAGAAGACAACGUAGAAGCUUCAAUUAAAUAAAGCAAUAAAACCCAGGCCUCCUUCAGGGAAGAUGGCAGAUGUAUGUGAAGAAACUCAGAAAAGAACAGACACACACGGAAAGGAAGUGUGCAGACUCUGAGAGAGCACAGCACUGACUUCUUCUCAGAGCGGGAGGAAGUCCCUCGCCCCCAGACGGUGCAAAGGAGAUCAGGGGCCUGAUAGAGACAGGGUUAGAGGCAGAUUCCUAGGAAAGAUAGGGCAGUUCCCUCCUGCCGCCCACGACCCAUGGCAUUUGAGAGCCUCAAACCCUCCACUCUCGGGGCGCCCAAAGAGAGAGAGAGAAGACCCAGAGCGAAAGCUGCAGGGGGAAGGAGGGGGAGAGGGCUCAGGCGGCCCUUAAGGCCUGUGUGUCUGGCCCCUGGAACUCUCUCCCUAGGCCACGCCCCUCGCGGACCCUGCCUUCAUGCCCUUGCUGGCUGGGAUGCAACCUUGGACUCCCAUCAUGCCUCGGGCUGCCCUGGAUUUAGCAAGAGAGAGAGAGGAAUGUGGUGGGUGGGAAGCAGCCCAUACCCUCCAACAAUCUGAAGGCAAAAUCGAGGACGCCAUCUUCCCAGACGUACUAUCUUCCCGUUUUUUGACCUGGAAACUACAACUAAUCCAGAAUGCGGCAGCUAGACUGGUGACCAGGAGCGGCCGCUGAGACCAUAUAACACCGGUCCUGAAAGACUUACACUUGCUCCCAGUAUGUUUCCGAGCACAAUUCAAAGUGCUGGUGCUGACCUUUCAAGCCCUAAACGGCCUCGGUCCUGUAUAUCUGAAGGAGCUUCUCCAUCCCAAUUGUUCCGCCCGGACACUGAGGUCCAGCGCUGAGGGCCUUCUGGCGGUUCCCUCAUUGCGAGAAGCAAAGCUACAGGGAACCAGGCAGAGGGCCUUCUCGGUAGUGGCACCCACCCUGUAGCACGCCCUCCCACCAGAUGUCAAAGAGAAAACUAACUACCAAACUUUUAGAAGACAUCUGAAGGCAGCCCUCUUUAGGGAAGCUUUUAAUGUUUAAUAGGUUAUUGUAUUUUAGUGUUUUGUUGGAAGCCGCCCAGAGUGGCUGGGGAAACCCAGCCACAUGGGUGGGGUAUAAAUAAUAAAUUAUUAUUAUUAUUAUUUAUCGAGAGAGCAUGGCUGUCAUUUUGGUUGCUGUGCCCUGGCACAAUUUCGUGCCACGCUUUCCCUCCACAAAACAGCGCUUUUUCUCCAGGCAAAUCACAUCUGUUGCUCUUUCCGGGUGUUUUACCUCUGGCCCCGCCCACCGCUGGCAUGUGCCCCCCCCCCACAAAGGGAAUGUGGCCCUCAGCAUAGCCUCUUCAGCCAAGCCGUUCCCUAGACCGGCUUCCUGGCCUCCAGAGGUUGUGAAUGACAGCUCCCAACCUCUGGAGGGCAUUGGCUGCCCUAGAUGUUCCUAACAAGGCUGCGUGGCGCUUCCCAGGUAGAAAUUCCGAUUGCAUGUUGUAUGUGCUUAGGAAGACUGCCGUUUCUAUGCGCCAGAGUACAGAUCAGGGGUAGGCCGUGCUGGAAUCAUUUCAUAUGGGAUCCCUGAUAGGUUGUGACACGGUCCAGGACAGGAGAGGGGGGGCCUGUGGCCCUCCAGAAGUUGCUGGACUACAACUCCCAUCAUUCCCUGAACCUGUAGUCAUGCUGACUGGGGCCUGACAGGAGUCUAGAAACUUCCAGUAGAACUAUAAAGAUCCUUAGUGCUGUAGGUGAGGUCCCAGGUGCAGUUCCCCAGGAAAGGGGGAACAUUUCGAUCCAGUUCACAUUUUAAGGCAGUGGCGCUGUGGGUUAAACCACAGAGCCUAGGGCUUGCCGAUCAGAAGGUCGGCGGUUCAAAUCCCCGUGACGGGGUGAGCUCCUGUUGCUCAGUCCCUGCUCCUGCCAACCUAGCAGUUUGAAAGCACGUCAAAGUGCAAGUAGAUAAAGAGGUACCGCUCCAGCGGGAAGGCAAACGGCGUUUCCGUGAGCUGCUCUGGUUCGCCAGAAGCGGCUUAGUCAUGCUGGCCACAUGACCCGGAAGCUGUACGCCGGCUCCCUCGGCCAAUAAAGCGAGAUGAGCGCCGCAACCCCAGAGUCGGCCGCGACUGGACCUAACAGUCAGGGGUCCCUUUACCUUUACCUAAUUUUUGCAAUUUCCAAAAUGAUGCGAGAACUGAAACACAGCCCGCCUUCGAAAUUUGCACUCUUCUGAAUUUUAUGAUGCAGUUUCUCCAGCAUAUUCUAGGCCAUGGCCUUCUUCAGCUUUGGCUCCUCCCCAAGCUGAUGUUGGACUACAACUCCCAUUGUCCACAGCCAGCUCAGGCAGUGGUCAAGGAUGAUGGGAGUUGUAGUCCAACAACUUCUGGGGCAUGGGAAAGGAUGAUGGUGCAAACACUGUUGAGGGUAAAUUGUACUUUUACUGCAUGUAUUCGUGAAAACACCCUACCCAGACAUGCCUCUCUGGCAAACUGCGUACGAAAAAUGGGUACAGUAGGAAAAAUUCACACUGAACGAAUUUUCAUUUUCUGGGGAAAACAAAAAAUCAAACAGUGGUAGAAAUGAGAAACUGGUAUGAAAAGGUUAGUUCGCCCCCUACCCAAUACCAUUUAAAAGAAGUCAGUUUUUAAGAGAGAGCCAGUAGUGGCGAGAGCGUCAGACUAGGACCCGGCAGGGACCCGGGUUCGAAUUCCAACUUGUUGGAACUAGGACCCGGGAGGGACCCGGGUUCGAAUUUCACGAAGCUCACUGGGUGCUCUUCAGAGCCAGUCACUGCUUCAAAGCCUAAACUGCCUUGCAUGGUUGUUGUGGGAAGUGGGGGGGGGGGAGCAACGUAUGCUACCUUAGGCUGCUUGGAUAAAAACGUGCUAUACAAAGGAAAGUAAAAUAAUCCUAAACUCCCUCCGGCACCCUCUAAUAAUGUUCCCCCUGCUGCAUCCUGUUCUCCCAGAUAACCUGGGUGCCAGCUGGGCAAAGAUGGUGGGGUAUGGGGGGGGGGGGAGAGAGAGAGACUCGUCGUCGUGCCUCGCCUUGUUCUCGGAAGUCGGAACGGGGCUGCCUUGUGGCCGCUCCCUGCCCGCUUUGGGUGCCAGCCAGCUGGGCUGUGUGUUUGCCUUCGACGGGGCAGGGGUGGGUGGGAAGGGGACGGGCUCCAAGCAGGGGCAGCCGCUCCCCUCUCUGCCAAGCAGGCUCAACCGGCCGGGCAAGGGGAUGGGCAGGCGGGCAGGCUGGCUCUGCGGGGAGGAGGAGAAGAGUGGCGGUGGGAAGGCUUGGAGGGUGGGGGGGGGACGACGGAUAGGGACCUGCCAGGCAGGCGUGGUUUUUCUUCCUGGAGGAGCACUCUGACCCAGGAGCUGGGCGCGGUCCGCGUCAUGGCAACGCCCGGGGGGAUGCCAGCUCAGCCAGAACUUUGCCAGCCCCUGCCUGGCAUGGAGGAGCGAGGGGAGAGAGAGAGAGAGAGAGAAAGAAAGAAAGAAAGAAAGAAAGAAAGAAAGAAAGAAAAAGAGAGAGAGAGGCUGGCUUUGAUUGCGUUCCCUCAGGGAGGGGCGCAAUGGGGCAAAAUGCCCAGGACAGGCCUUGCUCGGUCUCCUCUCCGCGGUCUCUCCAAGUCCCAGCUAGCAGCCGCCCUGGCCCUCCCAGCGCCCCACUCCUUUCCCACACUGCACGCCCGGCCCUCUCCCCGCCCCCCAGCCCAAGCCUCGUGCUCCCAUUCCUCGUGUCUAAGUGCUACUGCCUUUGCCCCCUUCCCCGCAGGAUGUCACGAUGUCAGGCAGACAUUGACGCGAUCUUCCCUGCACAGUGAAUAUUGCGUGUGUGUGUGAGAGAGAGAGAGAAAGAGCCUUUCCUGUUGAAUUUCUGUCUGACAGCUCUAAAGGGCAGCAGAAGCUGAGCAGUCGCAGGUCACCUGCUGCACGCAGUGUCUGUGUGGCACUUCACCUGACGAGUUUCUGCCUGGCUGCUGUGAAAGAGGGCAGAAAUUGAGCAGCAGGGAUCAGGUGAGAGCUGUGUUUUUCCUGUUGGAUUUCUGCCUGGCUGCUGUGCAGGAAAACAAACUGAGCAGCUGCACAGCCCUUCCCACUGCAGAGAAAGGUGACCAAACAGCACUUUGCCUGUGGAAUUUCUGCCUGGCUUCUGCUGCUGCAAAACAGCAGGGGGAACAAAACAAGGCAGCAAGCCUCUGCUGAGAACACAGAAACCUCCGCUCUCGAUUUCCCUCCCCUCCCAGGGCUGGGAAUAGAACCCAGGAGUCCUGAGAUUACCCACGAGGCCUUCUCCACCUGCCCCUGCGGGCACAGGUGGGAGGCAGAGGGACGGGCUGAGCUGCAAUUAAGCCAUCAUGCCCCUCUGGGUUGACAAACCCUGACAAACGCCAAUCAGAUUAGGAGGGAUUAGCAGGAGGAGCAAUCGGCUGGGAUUAGAGGUGGUGGUUGUGGCACAGGCAGAAGCCAUCAGGGUUCGGAAGGGAGCUGAGGGGAGACUGGCAGGGUCCAGACGCAAUCAGCUAUAAGGGCUUUGCGGGCAGAGGGCUCUAAAAACUGCACAGCGGGCAGAAAUUCAACUGGUGCAGCCAUUUCUGGGAAAGCUUCACCUGGUGCACUGCUGCCUGCUAGGCAUUGAAAGCAUGGAGCUUUUAUCAGGAAAAGCAGAAGGAGGGCAGAACUCUGUAUCCGCGGCAGAGCCAGUGCAAAGUCAAAUCCUCUAUUCACCCCCAAAGUGUGACAUUGGGUUGGCUCCCCUUGCUCUGCCUAACCUACCUCUCAGGGUUCUUGCAAAGACUGCCAGAGGGGAAGACCCUCCUACUGAGCCCCCUGAGAGGAGAAAAACAAGAAAGCAUCAGAAAUGAGUGGUAGCAAAAUCAGCAGCAACUAGGCCCCUGACAACCUUCGAAAACCUCCUCCUAACAACAAAGGGAAACGGUAAAGGGAUUGUAUCCGCAAUAUACAAAAUACUACUCCAAAAUCCCGCAAAUCCCCUAGACGCAAUCAAAAAACAAUGGGAGAAUGACAUAGGCUAUGAGAUUAACCCCACUCAAUGGACCAGAAUGUGGUCCAAACCCCCCUUUAAAUCCAUAUCAACGAAAAGAAAAGAACUCACACUGAAACUCACCUACAGGUGGUACCUAACACCAAGGAAACUAGCGCUAAUACACCCAGGAACCUCACCAAAAUGCUGGAGAGGGUGCACCUCCACAGGCACAUACCUCCACAUGUGGUGGGAGUGUCCCAAAAUCCAACUAUUCUGGACAACAGCCAUACAAGAAAUAUGUAAAAUAACUAAGCAAGUAAUAGACAUCACCCCAGAAUUGGCCCUACUAAACAUCUUCCAAGACAACAAUGCCCAUUUACACCACAAAGAACUCAUAACCCACCUCCUCUCAGCAGCCAGAAACACCAUAACCAGACACUGGAGAGACCUGUCAGGAGUAAGCAUGGACCAAUGGUACCAAAUAGUAUGGGAAACAGCCCUACUAGAAAAAUUAACUAAUAAACUGAAACUGACACGGGGACAAACAGAAGAAGACGCCUUCACCCCGGUAUGGCUCCCCUUUAUCACAUACACAGCCCAACAGGACAAUGACAAUAAUCUCCCAACAGCAUACAAAUCAAUAUGGCUAACCUGAUCCAAAACACCCACCCACCUCACUCACACACGAAAACAAAGAUCACCACAGCCAAUCACAAGCAAACAAUCACACCCUAGGCCAACCCCAACCUCUCUCACCACCAAAGGAACACAAGUGAACAACACAAGCAACGCUGACCCCAAACUCUACAUACAUUAAACAUAAUAGAAACACCGCCACCCGACCCCAUCCCUAUCCAUCUUCCCUCUCUCCACCCCCCCUUUCUUUUUUCUUUUCUUUUUUCUUCUCCCCCUAAUGCCUCAACAAAUGAAACGGAUUUGUAAUAAUGUUACAUGAAGAAAAAAAAAAUACGAGGCACUACACUUCUGUAAAACAAGAAAAUCCUUAAUAAAAUAUUUUUUAAAAAGAAAAAAAAAGAAAUGAGUGGUAGCGUUUGGGACUUUUUACUUUAACUGCAGCGGUGUUAAUCUACGGAACUCCCUGCCACAGGAGGCAGAGGCGGCCACCAAAUUGGAUGGCUUUAAAAGAGGAUUAGACAAAUUCAUGGGGGGGGGGCUAUUGCUGGCUUCUAGAGGGCGACAGGUUCCUCACACCGGUACGUAAAUAAAUGCAUGUUCAGUACCCAGAAUCCCCUCUACAAGCAUUGUAUAGUCAGGGUGAGCACAACCCACUUUUAUCGCCUGCACAUCCAUACAUGCUACGGAGAGUGCCUUUGAGCAUGUCAAGAGCGUCACCACGCUGCAGAAACCACAGGCAACAUGCCCGGUGUUGUUUGAGAUAAGAAAACGGGGCAGCUUCGAGGUGCAACACUGGGGGUCCCCAAAGUUUUGAGGGGAAGGGACAUAGAGAGAAGUGGGAGGAACUGCAAAACACCCAUUUGAAAGGAACACCCCCUGAGCAAAAGUCAAAAUGCCCACGCCCAGCCCAAAACAAAUAGAAAGCAGGCACACCUAUACAAUCCCCAACCAGUCAGUGUAGACAAAGGCAAGGUAUAAGUCUAUGUUCCCCUAUGUUGCCAAGGAAGAAUCAUUCCCAUAAUACCAUGAAUGCCAUAGCCUGAGUGACCUACUAAACUGCAUCAUCUAUGACCCAAACUCACCAUCUGCUUAAUAUUUCACAGAGAAAAAAACAUGGGGACAAUUGUGCAAUACCCUGAUUCUCCCAUUAUUAUAUUUUGCCCCAUGUCCCCUUCACACUGUUCCCAUAAUGUGGUUCGGUGAGCAGCGCAUCUCCAAUUCAACCCCCAUCGUCUCCCAGGAGAGCUGUUCCCAUAGAUCGGAGCUCAGCAACCUUUUUCAGCCGUGGGCUGGUCCACCGUCCCUCAGACCAUGUGGGGGGCUGGACUAUAUUUUUUUUGGGGGGGGGGAAUUGAACGAAUUCCUAUGCCCCACCAAUAACCCAGAGAUGCAUUUUAAAUAAAAGCACACAUUCUACUCAUGUAAAAACACACUGAUUCCCGGACCAUCUGUGGGCCGGAUUCAGAAGGCGAUUGGGCCGCAUCUGGCCCCCGGGCCUUAGGUUGCCUACCCCUGCCAUAGAUUAUCAUGAGGACUAGAAUUUUAUGUGUUUCAGCGAACGCCAGAGCUCCUGGGAGGCGGGAUUGAUUCUUAAAGCACUCUGGGAACUGUAGUUCUGGGAGGAGAAUGGGGACCUAACAGCACCCGUAACAAACUACAGCUCCCAGGAUUCUUUGGGGGAAGCCAUGACUGUUUAAAGCGGCGUCAUAGUGCUUUUAACUUAUGGUGUGACUGUGGCCUCAGUGGACAACAGAUGCAGCUUCUGUAACAACGUUGAGGCGGAGUCUAUUUUGCAUGUCCUUCUCUAUUAUAGCUUUUAUGAAGAGGUGAGGAAAGGUUUAAUAUAUCCCAUAAUACAGUCCCUCCCUGGUCCCUCCUCCAAGCUGCAGGGUUCCUAUAAGUCAACCAUUGAUCAGGAGGCAAAGGUUUUGGGCACAGCUAUCCUUAAUAGACUUCUUAGGAUUGACUGAAAAUAUUGCCUGAGUGUCUAGUAUUUUAAUUCUGAUUUUCAGUUGCAUUUAUGUGCAUUCAGUUGUUAUAAAAUGUUGACUGCUGAUAAAGUAAACUUCACUUUCAAUAAGAUUUCUGUUUGGCGAAUUUGGCACGCCAAAAUCUUCAUCCAGAUGUUCUGGACAAUAUCUCCCAUCAAUGUCAAUGGUCAGGGAUGAUGGGAGUUGUAGCACAUCUGCACCUAGAGGAUGUGAGGUUUAGGAAAUACUGCUCAGGAAAUGCAUUUGUUCAUUAAGAGGCAGUGUUGUAUAGUGGUUAGAGAGAUAGAAGAUCCGGGUUCGAAUCCCCACUCAGCCACUAGGCUCACUGGUUGAUCUUGAGCCAGUCAAUACCCUCUCUCAGCCUAGUCUACCUUACAGGGUUGGUGAGAUUAACAGAAAGGGCAGGGUGCAGAAUAAUGUACGUAGGGGCCCUUUAAAAGGUUAGGGCAGGGUACACAUUUAACAACCCAAAUAAUGUAAAUAAAAAUUGCCCAAAUGCAGGAAUAUCCAGCUCAGUUCCAAAUAGCCUGGUUGACAGAGGUUUGGGGUAAUUUAUUCCGGUUUAACUGUGCAUUUGAUGCAAGAUUUAAAGAUAAAUCAGAACUGCAGUGUAUUUAUUUUUCAAAUAACAUGCCCUUUUGCAGCUCGCUGGCAGAGACAAAAUGGAAAUGGAAACUAGAGAAUGUGGAGAUGUUGUGUUCAGAUGUUUUUGCCCAAGUUGUUCUGGAUUCAUUGCUAAUAAUAGUAGUAGCAGUAGUAGUCCAGACUGGAAGGCUGUGGAACAUGAGGAAUCGAGAACUAGAAUUUCAAAGAUGAAGG